UCGAGUCAGUGACGAGUUGUAUCGCUCCGUGACUGGUCGUAUCCAAGAUGUCGGUAGGCAUAGUGGCAAAGCAGUUGCUUAAGUGUACGAAGGGAACCGGUCUGCGAUGUAUGUCGCACUAUCCUAUAGACGAGCAUGUAUUUGGACUGUCCUCCGAGCAGCAACAGCUGCGACAAGUAGUGUUUGAUUUCGCCCAGAAAGAAUUGGCGCCAAAAGCAUCCGAGAUCGACAAACAGAACAAUUUUGCAGAACUACGGGACUUCUGGAAGAAACUAGGACAGUUGGGCUUAUUAGGUAUUACAGCAAGUCCCGACUAUGGCGGCACUGGGGGCAAAUAUUCUGAUCACUGCGUUAUCAUGGAGGAACUCUCCAGAGCUAGUGGCGGUGUCGCUUUGUCGUACGGAGCACAUUCAAAUUUGUGCAUUAACCAAAUUAAUAGGAAUGGGACACAUGAACAGAAAAGCAAAUAUUUACCCAAGUUAUGCUCAGGAGAACAUAUGGGAGCCCUAGCCAUGUCUGAACCAGGAGCGGGAUCCGACGUCGUCUCCAUGAAGACCAGGGCCGAAAAGAAGGGGGACUACUACGUGCUAAAUGGCAACAAGUUCUGGAUUACGAACGGACCCGAUGCUGAUGUUUUGGUGGUUUAUGCAAAAACGGACCUAGCAAGUAAGCCACAACACGGAAUAACAGCGUUUCUGAUAGAAAAAGGAUUCCCUGGCUUCACUACAGCACAAAAGCUGGACAAAUUGGGAAUGCGGGGAUCUAACACAUGCGAGCUUGUUUUUGAAGACUGUAAAGUGCCUGCAGAGAACGUUCUUGGCGAAGUGAACAAAGGAGUCUACGUCCUCAUGUCGGGCUUAGACCUGGAACGGUUGGUGCUGGCUGGAGGACCAGUAGGGAUAAUGCAAGCGGCUAUAGACGCUGCAUUCCAGUACGCUCACACUAGGAAACAAUUCGGGAAAAAUAUUGGGGAAUUCCAGCUGCUACAGGGUAAAAUGGCGGACAUGUACACGACGUUAAGUGCGUGCCGGAGCUACCUGUACAACGUGGCGAGGGCAUGCGACGAGGGGCACGUCAACAGCAAGGAUUGCGCAGGAGUCAUCCUGUACUGCGCGGAGAAGGCAACGCAAGUGGCGCUAGAUGCUGUGCAGAUACUAGGUGGCAAUGGCUACAUCAAUGACUAUCCUACCGGCAGACUGCUCAGGGAUGCCAAGCUGUAUGAAAUUGGUGCAGGCACAUCAGAAGUCAGAAGAAUGCUUAUUGGUCGUGCAUUGAACAAUGAAUACAAAUAAAUUAUUUUUGUUAU
This is a messenger RNA of Ostrinia furnacalis (Asian corn borer), 1306 nucleotides long. RefSeq names its product isovaleryl coenzyme A dehydrogenase (gene Ivd). Gene Ontology annotation, molecular function: 3-methylbutanoyl-CoA dehydrogenase activity; flavin adenine dinucleotide binding. Gene Ontology annotation, cellular component: mitochondrion. The record is from RefSeq and is a predicted model, not a curated record. The transcript is spliced from 9 exons. Lineage: Eukaryota; Metazoa; Arthropoda; Insecta; Lepidoptera; Crambidae. Gene Ontology annotation, biological process: L-leucine catabolic process. Bases 48 to 1292 code for a protein of 414 amino acids.